CGAUACAACUCUAGUUUAGGAGAAGAGUUGUUUUGCAAAGUUUAAUUACAUUUUUUUUAUAAUGGUCGGCUCCAACUUUGGCAUUAUCUAUCAUCCCAGCGCCGGCGGCUCCUCGGGCCAGGCUAAUGCAAGUGGCGCUGCCUCUGCCGGCCUAAGCAGCGGCAGCAGCUUCAACGCCGCUGCUGGCAGUGAACGCAAUGCGCCAGCUUCGCAUCUCAGCGAUUUCAUGUUACAGCUGGAGGAUUACACGCCCUUACUGCCGGAUGCAGUUACUUCGCAUUAUUUGAAUAUGGGCGGUUUUCAUUCGGAUGAUAAGCGCAUUGUGCGCUUGAUUUCGAUUGCAACGCAGAAAUUCAUGUCCGACAUCAUUGACGAUGCACUGCAGCAUUCCAAGGCUCGCACACACAUGCAGAACGCCAGCACACCGGGUGGCUCCAAGGCCAAGGAUCGCAAGUUCACACUGACCAUGGAGGAUCUGCAGCCUGCACUCGCUGACUACGGAAUCAAUGUCCGCAAAAUGGACUACAGUCAGUAGCAAAAGUAUAUGUCCUUGGUUUAAAAUUAAAAUUAUAUUUCUACCAUUCAUAUGUAAAUCCAAAAUAAUAGUGAAUUAAUUUGUAUAACAAAUACUUAAAA
This is a messenger RNA of Drosophila innubila, 636 nucleotides long. RefSeq names its product transcription initiation factor TFIID subunit 10b (gene Taf10b). The coding region runs from base 62 to 535 and encodes 157 amino acids. NCBI's taxonomy places the organism in Eukaryota, Metazoa, Arthropoda, Insecta, Diptera, Drosophilidae. Gene Ontology annotation, molecular function: promoter-specific chromatin binding; RNA polymerase II general transcription initiation factor activity. The transcript is spliced from 3 exons. The record is from RefSeq and is a predicted model, not a curated record. Gene Ontology annotation, biological process: transcription initiation at RNA polymerase II promoter. Gene Ontology annotation, cellular component: SAGA complex; transcription factor TFIID complex; nucleus.